Messenger RNA from Neogale vison (American mink), 962 nucleotides. RefSeq names its product ribosomal protein L10 (gene RPL10). The transcript has 7 exons. Gene Ontology annotation, molecular function: structural constituent of ribosome. Lineage: Eukaryota; Metazoa; Chordata; Mammalia; Carnivora; Mustelidae. The coding region runs from base 410 to 901 and encodes 163 amino acids. The record is from RefSeq and is a predicted model, not a curated record. Gene Ontology annotation, cellular component: cytosolic large ribosomal subunit; ribosome. Gene Ontology annotation, biological process: ribosomal large subunit assembly; translation.
UUUUUCUUCGGCGCGGUGAGUAGUAGAGGUUCUAGGGCCGUGCCUUGCCCUUGCUGAUUUUCUGGCCUAGUUUGAGACCUGCCCUCGUCUUCUCUCCGACUUUAUCUGUUUCGUUGCAGCCACUGAAGAUCCUGGUGUCGCCAUGGGCCGCCGCCCCGCCCGGUGGGGGCGUCAGGAUCUCUUCACACGUAGUUCGGAGGCGGAUUUAGUGCCACGUGCCCAAAAGUCGGUGGACGGCAUGAACUGAAUUACUAAUCAGCGAGUUGGCAGUGCCUUGAAUUACCGGUAUUGCAAGAACAAGCCGUAUCCAAAAUCUCGCUUCUGCAGAGGUGUCCCUGAUGCCAAGAUUCGCAUCUUUGACCUGGGGCGGAAGAAGGCAAAAGUAGAUGAGUUCCCACUCUGCGGCCACAUGGUGUCCGAUGAAUACGAGCAGCUCUCCUCUGAAGCCCUGGAGGCUGCCCGUAUUUGUGCCAACAAAUACAUGGUGAAAAGCUGUGGCAAAGAUGGUUUUCACAUCCGAGUGCGGCUCCAUCCCUUCCAUGUCAUCCGCAUCAACAAGAUGUUGUCCUGUGCUGGAGCGGACAGGCUGCAGACAGGAAUGCGGGGUGCCUUUGGAAAGCCCCAGGGCACAGUAGCCAGGGUCCACAUUGGCCAAGUCAUCAUGUCCAUCCGUACCAAGCUGCAGAACAAGGAGCAUGUGAUUGAGGCCCUACGCAGGGCCAAGUUCAAGUUCCCUGGCCGCCAGAAGAUCCACAUCUCCAAGAAGUGGGGCUUUACUAAGUUCAAUGCGGAUGAAUUUGAAGACAUGGUGGCUGAAAAGCGGCUUAUCCCAGAUGGCUGUGGGGUCAAAUACAUCCCUAACCGUGGUCCCUUGGACAAAUGGAGGGCUCUGCACUCAUGAGAACCUUAGCACUACCCCUUCCCGUCCUAUUCAUGCCCACCAAUAAAUCCAACUUCCUGUC